AUGUCAGCCGUACUGACUAGAUCUUACCAGGUUCCUGCAGCAGGGCACGUUGUGUUGCAAGGCUGGUGGAGCUUUAUAGAGGCAGUCCCAGAAGCAGAAAGGCCGCCUGUCAGCUGGGCAGUGUUCCCAGCAGAUGAGAUGGCGUGUGAAAAAGAUCAGCAGUGUGGAGGAGGGACUUGUUGUGCCGUUAGUCUUUGGAUCCGAAGCAUAAGAAUGUGUACACCUUUGGGUAGAGAGGGAGAUGAAUGCCACCCAUUAAGUCAUAAAGUUCCAUUUUUUGGAAAAAGAAUGCACCACACCUGUCCCUGUGUUCCCCACCUGGCCUGUACCAAGAUUGAUGAAAACCGAUAUAAAUGCUUGUCGUUUUUGAAAAAUACAGAUUUUGUAUUUCUAGAAGAUGAAUUGCAAUGA
This is a messenger RNA of Bombina bombina (fire-bellied toad), 411 nucleotides long. RefSeq names its product prokineticin 2 (gene PROK2). The record is from RefSeq and is a predicted model, not a curated record. The coding region runs from base 1 to 411 and encodes 136 amino acids. NCBI's taxonomy places the organism in Eukaryota, Metazoa, Chordata, Amphibia, Anura, Bombinatoridae. The transcript has 3 exons.